Lottia gigantea (owl limpet) is the source of this 1587-nucleotide messenger RNA. RefSeq lists its product as hypothetical. Lineage: Eukaryota; Metazoa; Mollusca; Gastropoda; Lottiidae. The transcript has 2 exons. The coding region runs from base 1 to 1044 and encodes 347 amino acids. The record is from RefSeq and is a predicted model, not a curated record.
AUGGGUCAUGUUCAUAUGUCAUUUGAAUAUCACAUCCACAAAAGUUGUUUAAAAAUUAGAAUAUGGCAGCUGAGUGACAUCCUUCUACCUCCACCACAAAUUUCCAUGAUCCAGUCAGUAUAUGUAAGAAGUUUUUUGACACCAUCCAAUUCUAAGUCAUCUAUUCAGCAUACUGAGGAAGUUAGAGUUGAAAAUUUGGAUGCACACAUUAAUGUCAAGGCACAUGAACAGAAACCUUUAACUGGCAUACAACAUGUUUUUACCCCAUCGAAUUUUAAGUUUUUAACACCUCUUGAAUAUUCCAAUAUCAAUGUUGAUGUGGUGCGUGAAAAAGGAAUUCAAAUUGAAGUGUGUAUGAUACAGAAAUCCAGUCGGAAAUCUUUUAUGAUAGGAAUGAUAAAUAUACCUCUUAAAAAAGCUGUGAAAAAAAUUGUCCGUGAAAAAAUACCUCUUAUUCCCUGCCUUAACUAUACCACUCCCAAUAAUAUGAGAGUUUAUAGUGCCACUGACCUUGACCUUGAAGGAAAUGGUGACCUUUUCUACACUUCACCAUCAUUAAAAGAAUUAAAUGGUCACAUGGCCCCUGCUGAAUUUGAAGAAGUCAUGGUGCCUGAUGAGAACUUAAUUAAACCUGUUCAUAUAAAUAUUCGUAAAAAGCGUGACAGAAAUGAUAAUGAGGUCAAGGUUGAAAAUGGUAAUAUGAGUAAUGAUAACAAAUCUCGUUCAAAUACUUUUGAAAACAUUAAAAAAUCAAAGGAGGAGUCAGAAAAAUUAGAUAUUAAUACAAAAAAUGAAUCAAAUCUAGAAAUUGAUAAGGACAAGAAACUCAUAAAGGUCAAUUUGGAUGACCUUGAAAUAAGUGACAUGGUGACAAAUGGUAUCCAAACCUCUCAGAAACACACUGAACAUUUAGAGGGCAAUAAUGGGAAAACUAAAUUACGUGUGCCUAUAGAUUUAGUUAUUGAUGACAGUGAUCAUGAACUUGAAGAAACCUUAUCUGGUUUAAAAGNUGGCAUCCCCUGCAGCAGUUUCAUCACGUCCUGAAACUCCAGUAUGGGAUUAUUACGACUUUGAUUUUGAAGAAGGGAUGAAGACCAAACAAAAACAAGGAAAGGAUUCAACAAGCUCUACAAAAUCAACUGACUCAGAAGUGACUCGCUCUAAUUGACCCAAAUUCUGACAAUUUUAGUUAGUUUUUGUUGAAUUAAUGUCUGAAAGAAGAACAUAACCUGCUAAAUAUUAUUUAUUGAACAAUCUGAUUUGUAAAUUGAAAAUUGGAUCAUUGGACAUAUUUCAGAGAAUGGUAUAUAUCUCUUUUUACAAUCCAUUCAUCCCAACCAAUACUGAUACUUUGAAAUGAUAUUAAUAUUGUUAUACUCCCACACAUUAAUGUGUAAUAAAUAAUUAAACUUGAUAUCAAAUACCAUACUUUAAUAGGCCUACCCAAUGUUUCAUAAAAAAGUUUUGACUUCAUCAGGGGAAGAAAUCUUCUGAGGUAUAAUUAUCAAUAAUCAAAUUGCAUCCCACCAUUUUGUGAUUUGACUCAUCUCUUGUUAUGUGGUGGGAGGUAAUUUGAUGAAACUUGUU